AUGGAAGAGAAGGUGCCCUUCCUCGCAAACACGCACGAGGAUAUAAACGCGCCGCCACCCGACGAGACAAUGGCAUCUCGCAAGACAAGGAAAACGCGCCUCCAAGUGGCGGCGUUUGUGCUGCUAUUCAGCCUUUUCUGGCUGGCGCGUACAUUCACCUGUACAGACAUGCAUGACGAGACCGACACCAAAGUACCAGUAGAUGUACACAUCAUGUCCAAGUGCCCGGAUGCGCGGGAUUGUCUGAAGAAGCUCGUCUUGCCCGCCAUGGCGAAUGUGUCGGAUAAGGUAGACUUCCGAUUGAGCAUGAUAGGAAGGCACGUCACAUUCCUAACGGCAGACGACGGCGUCGAGUGCAAACACGGCCAGACCGAAUGCCUAGGCGACAUCGUCAUGCUCUGCGCCGCAUCCGAGUACCCCGAUCUGAAAUUAUACCUUGGCUUCACCAACUGCCUUACCAACGAUUAUUCCGAGAUACCCGCUCGCUCCCUCAUCGAAGACUGCGCGUUGGAACAUGGCCUAGACUUUGGCGUGCUGAACGAUUGCAUGAGCAAGGAGAACGGCGCGUAUGGCAUGGGUCUCCUGAGGGACAGCGUACAGCAUAGUAGCGAUGUAGGCGUGACGACGAGCUGCACCGUGAGACUGGAUAACAAGGUGCGGUGUGUGACCGAUGGGGGCAAGUUUAAGGAUUGCGAGGGUGGAGAGAAGCCCGAGGAUCUGAUUCGGGAUAUUGAGACAUUAUACGAGGAGGCGCAGGGUUGGACAUAUUCUUGA
Alternaria atra is the source of this 774-nucleotide messenger RNA. RefSeq lists its product as uncharacterized. Gene Ontology annotation, molecular function: oxidoreductase activity, acting on a sulfur group of donors, disulfide as acceptor. The record is from RefSeq and is a predicted model, not a curated record. NCBI's taxonomy places the organism in Eukaryota, Fungi, Ascomycota, Dothideomycetes, Pleosporales, Pleosporaceae. The transcript has 2 exons. Bases 1 to 774 code for a protein of 257 amino acids.